Didymodactylos carnosus is the source of this 1296-nucleotide messenger RNA. The record is from the annotation of a GenBank genome assembly. Lineage: Eukaryota; Metazoa; Rotifera; Eurotatoria; Philodinida; Philodinidae.
AUGAUUUUUCCAACAGACAUUCCACAAGUCAUUAAAGAAAAUAAACAUAUGAAACAACGUUUCGAUAAUUUAUCAGAGAAUUAUCCAUCUUCAUCACAUAAACUUGAUCUAUGGUGUAUUUUUGAAGAUGGCUCUCGAUCACAAGGCUACAGCUAUGAUUCUUUAUAUUAUAGUGAGCGAGUAUCGUUGCUUGAUUGUCCGUUAACUGAGUAUGGAAGAAAAAAAUUGCAGACUAAAACAUUCAUCCAAGUUUUACUGUCUUCAUUCGUAAUUAGUCAUAUUCCGAUUUUGAAAGGUUCUGUCAAUAUCUCUUUGUCUUCGGUCUUAUCAAAAUCUUCAAAUUGGAGCUUUACACUAUGCACAUCCCCAUUACAAGAUAAAUAUGAAUAUUUGCCACAGUGGAUUGAGUUUCAUCGUCUUGUUGGUGUAACGAAAAUCGUCGUCUAUAAUACAACUGAUACACAUAAUCGUUUAGAAGGCAUUGCUUCGGUGUAUCGACAACAUGUUGGCUUUUUAGAAAUUGUUCAAUGGAAUUUUUCAUCAUUGCAAUUAAAAGACAUUGAUUCUUCACGCUACUUUCAAGUUGAAGCAGUGCACGAUUGUCUUCUACGUUUUGGUGAUCAAUCUGAAUGGCUAGGCAUGAUUGAUUUAGAUGAGUAUUUGAUAUCAUUAUCACCAUAUACAACAAUCAGUGAUUUUCUUCGAAAGGAAUACGGACGACAAAUUAUUGGAUCUAUUAAUUUAUGGAGUAACUUUUUCUGUACCAGACAGAUAGAAAACUACACGCAAGAAGAGUCUGUUAAAAGUCUACUAGUUAUUGAACGUUUCACACUUCGAUCGUCUAUUAGAUAUACAGAUGGACGUGAAAAAUACUUAUAUCGACCGCGAUUCGUACAGUAUUUAUCGAUACAUCAUCAAAUCGUUGGCGUGUCAAAACAAGACCCAUCAGAAAAAAAGAUUAUGCUAGCACAUUAUGGAUCAAUGGAGCAAUUAAGACUAUUUCCUGGCUGUGAGCCAAACAAUAUUUACUUAUCAACAGUCUCCCCGACACCUUUAUCUCCACCUUUACCCGCUUCACAAAAUCAAAAACAAAUAUUUGGACAAGAAAAACAUCCGGAUAUAGCUAUUACAUUAUACAGUUUAGGUUUAUGUUAUUAUCAUAAAGAUGAUUAUGAUCAUGCAAUUGAUUGCUGUCAACAAACAAUUGAUAUUCAACGUGAAUAUCUAAAUGACAAUCCUCCGUCUCUUAUUCACACAUUAAACGCACUCAAAGAUUUGCAAAAGACGAACAAGUAG